This is a messenger RNA of Staurois parvus, 404 nucleotides long. The record is from the annotation of a GenBank genome assembly. Lineage: Eukaryota; Metazoa; Chordata; Amphibia; Anura; Ranidae.
AUGCAGACUGCUUCUACAAACAUUUGUGAAAAACUGUGCAAUAAGUCCAUCCAUGAAAUUUCCUUGCUACGAAAUAUUCCAGGGUCAACUGUUAGUGGUAUUAUAACAAAGUGGAAGCAACUGGGAACAACAGCAACUCAGCCACAAAGUGGUAGGCCACGUAAAAUGAUAGAGUGGGGUCAGUGCAUGCUGAAGUGCACAGUGUGCAGAAGUUGCCACCUGUCUGCAGAGUCAAUAGCUAAAGACCUUCAAACUUCAUGUGGCCUUCAGAUUAGCACAACAACAGUGCAUAGAGAUCUUCAUGGAAUAGGUCAUGGAAUAGGUUUCCAUGGCCGAGCAGCUACAUCCAAGCCUUACAUCACAAAGUGCAAUGCAAAUGGAUGAGCGAGUUUGGGGUGGUGGAA